Molecule: messenger RNA, 3706 nt
Organism: Betta splendens (Siamese fighting fish)
Lineage: Eukaryota; Metazoa; Chordata; Actinopteri; Anabantiformes; Osphronemidae
Gene: ccdc125
Product: coiled-coil domain containing 125
Exons: 11
Coding region: 537-1985 (482 amino acids)
Biological process (GO): negative regulation of cell motility; negative regulation of Rho protein signal transduction
Cellular component (GO): cytoplasm
Source: RefSeq, a predicted model, not a curated record
UUAUUAGUUCAGUGUUCUACCUGUUCCACAAACGUUCCAGACACAGAACGUACAUUGGGUUCAAUGUAUUUUACCCAGAGUCAUAUUUUAAAAUGUGCCACAUUAGAUGUUUUUAGAUCGUGUCCAUAGAACCCAUAUGGAACCUAAUAAUGAAAUCGGUCUGCACGUCCAGGAAGAAGAAAGUCAGCAGCUUUUUUGUUAUUGUCACGGCUUUUUGUCAAAGUGAACACAGAUCCAAACUAUCUAAAGUCAAACGUAAAAUCAAUACCUCCUUUGGGUCAAUAUCAUGUCUUUUUACCAGAUGUCUUAAUAUUUGGCUGGAUUCAUUCCAAUGCUCCAAAGGCAGAGCAGCAUUUCUGACUGAUUUAUGAGUCCCCUGAUGUGUGAUUUUCAGAAGUGUGUUUGUGUGACUCUAACCUGACAGCAACAGUGAUAACUGAUUCACAUCUGGUUCAGGUGAAUAUUCCUAGCUUAGGUUUUAAUUCAUCAUCUUUGUACCAAGUUUAUUACAUGAGACAUGUAGUAAUGUAAUAUGAAUGGUGUCUGAAGCAGUAAAUAAAGACCCAAUUAGUAGUGACAGGUUUAGGCUUGACCUGAUGCAGAUGCAGGGGCUCGGUGACGAUGACAUGGUGGAUGGAGACCUGGGAGACGGGAUGGGGGGCAAAAAAGCACCCAGCUCCACACGGAAGAAGAGCCAAAGUGCGAGGAGAAGCUCAGAGCCUCAGCUUCCUGGAGCCGAGGACGCAGCCUCGAUCCCCGGGCUGAAGAUCACAGAGGAGCAGAGAGCUCGCUGGACGGCGCCAUGCUGUGGCUCCUUGCUGGACCUCUCUAAAGAUGAACUGAAGGACCGGCUGAAGGCAGCAAGUGAGGUGAUAGACGCGCUGUGCUGCGAGCUGGACGUGGCUCAUCGUUACCUGGAGGGCAAGUACGAAGCCCUGAAGAUCCUACAGGGGAAGGCCAUCCUGGACAAAGCCACGGGUCACACUAAAAGUCUGCUGCAGAAAAGCGAGGAGCGGGCCAAAGAGCUGGAGAAGGAAGUGAACAGUCUGCAGUGGGAGAUCAGCUUCAAGCAGGUCCAGAUGAAGAGGUCGGAUCAGACCUGGGAGCAGAAGUACAGCAGAAUCCUGAGUGAGAACAAGAGUCUGAGCGACAGCCUGAAGGAGAGAGAGCAGGAGACGCUGCAGCUCCGGGCAGAAAACGCAGCGCAGCGCCGGCAGAGCCAGGAGCUGCUGUCCAUGCUGAGCGUGAAGGAGCGGAGGCUUUACCAGGGCACCGCCCCCCCGUCGGGCCCCGACAGGGACGCCAGCGUCCUGGAGCUGGCUGUGCUGGGGGCCUGCCAGUGUCCUGGUGCUGCUGACGCCUGUCCAUGCAGUCACACAGCAGCUGCCAGCAGAAAGCAGCUCAUCCAGCUGCAGCAGGAGCUGGAUGCGCAGCGUCUGAGGAGAGAGGAGGCCCUGACGGUGGCGGACGCGUUCCGCAUCGCGUUCGAGCAGCAGCUGAAGAAGCGGAGUGAGCACCUCCUGCUGCUGGCUGAGGCCAACGCGCUCAAGUGUCAUCAGGGCAAAGGCGACGGGCUCAACAGGAGUCCUUCCAUGAGCGUGGGCCAGAGGCUGAGGGCGCUGCUGCCGUCCAGUCUGGACGUCAACAUGUCGGCCGAUCUUUUAGUGACUCUCGACAGACUGCUGGACUUGCUCAAUGACAAGGAGGAAGCCUUGGCUCACCAGAGGAAGGUUAGCAUCAUGCUGGCCCGCAGCGCAGAGCAGCUGCAGAGGCAGCUGCACCUGGAGUCCCAUCAGCGGCCGUCCAGCCUCCUGCCAGAGCCGCCGCACGGCGCGACACAGCCCCGAAGCCUGUCAGCAGCCGGUCCACCUGCACGGCAGCACACCGAGCUGCCACAUCCACAGCUUCAGCCACAACACGAGCCUUCAGACAGAUCACGGGCCGCCGGCCAGACCCCGUGUUGUCAGGAGAGCCACGAGUCCUGAUCCACACAGGAAGUAGCAGACAAAACCAAGGAACACAGACUGGAACAGGAAGUCCACAUCCGUAAUCAUUUUACAGAUGCACAAAACAAUGGAAUGGUGCACAGAUAAUGGACACAUUAUUCAGUGUGUAUGAUUAUUAUUAAUAUUCUCAACAGAGUAGCCUGCUGUACUUCUAUUUAAGUAAAUUAUUUGUGUAUUCCAAACAAAGUAAUGUGAAUCAACUGUGACAUUUCAACUCGAUAUUUACAUAUCGAUAUUAUAAUUAUUAUACGAUAUUUGCCCGACCUGUCGCCGAGCUCCCUGCAAUGCGAGCGCGCGUCCAGCAGAGGGCGCUGCAGCUCCACCGCCGACCUCCGGCCGUCGGGCCGUCAGCGCUGACGCCGCCGGCCACCAUGUGACCGUCCUGACACGCCAACAAAGUCAUUGUGUUUAUUUAACACCGUGUUUUCGCCGCAUUGGUUCACAGCAAGCGCCUUUUCUCUAGUUUGUUGUCGUGCGGGGCUGGAGGUGGGGCCGGGUCCGGGUCCGGGUCCUCAGGGCGUCCGUCCCGUCCUGCUUCAGGAUUUACUGUGAGUCGGCCGCGUGGACGCGGCGCCGUGAGGACGGAGGACAGUCGUCGUGUGAGACGCGUGGAUGAAGGACCGACGCUGAGACGAUGCGCUCUCCGGCCUGUUCACUGCAGGCCGAUGCCGUGGAACAGUGUGAACAGGGCGCACGAGACUCGGACUGGCGCGCGUGAAUACGAGUGAAUGCGCGUUAGAGACAAGCCGUGACCUGGCGAGUAUGAACUAAAGUCAUACGAUAAAUAAGAGGAAAUAAAUUUGGAACAAUUUGUGAUAUUUUUCGUUUUCUGAUUUUAUUCUAAUUCGUGCAACAAAUGAGCGCAUUGUCGGUUGCGUCAGAGAGAAAUUAAUACGGGCUGGGUCGGAUAUUGUCGGAAAAUGUAAAAAAAAAAUUAAGAAAUUGUAUUAAACAUCAAGUAUUUAUUAAUAUUUUAAAAUAUAAUUUUCGCAAGUUUUCAUUUAUAGAUUGUCUGUUUUUAAAUGAAUUUCUACUACGGAGAGAAAAUCAAAACUGGGCUGUGACCCAGAUUGAGGUUCACUGUUCACCGACGAGCGCGGUCUAACAGCGCUGAAAGGAUCGACAUCUGCCAGAAUCAGCCAAUGGAACACACACUAGUAACAUUGAAAAGCGGGGAUUAAGACCACUUUCUAAUGUGAGCCCAGAAGCCAGGCAGCGGCCCGCGAGCGUCAUGGAUCGCCCGGAAAAGACGCUCUGCUCUCGGACUCUUUCAUUCCUACAUGUGUGAAUUAUUUCUAAGUGUCACCGUCGCGUGUGGCCUGAAGAUCCCACGAACGUUCGGUCGUCGAGGAAUCCUCUGCACCAGCGUCGCGCUCCUGCAGCACAUCUGCGGCAGCUUUUUCAUAAUUACGUUUGCUUAUUGCACAUUUGCACAGACAGAUGUUCACGGACACUUUAUGCCUGAAACAAAAUGUUGUGGGAAAUAGUUUUGGUCAAAAAAAAAAAUCAACAGAAACGCCUAAUUUGUCAAAUGUAAUUAAUAACAAGUAAUGUCGCAAGAAACAAUAAUAUCAUUUCCAUAAAAUUUGAAUUAGAAUUUUCUGACUAUUUUAUAAUGUGCCUGCUUUAAGAUGCUCCACGUAUACAUGAACAUAACUAUUGUGAAUUUUGAAAAUUAAAUUAAUUUUGUACAACACAAA